Letharia lupina is the source of this 399-nucleotide messenger RNA. RefSeq lists its product as uncharacterized. Lineage: Eukaryota; Fungi; Ascomycota; Lecanoromycetes; Lecanorales; Parmeliaceae. The transcript has 2 exons. The record is from RefSeq and is a predicted model, not a curated record. The coding region runs from base 1 to 399 and encodes 132 amino acids.
AUGUCAUCUUUGCCCAAGAACCUCGAGAUCACCAUUACCACAGAGCGGCCUGACGUGUCGAACAAGACGUCCGAGCCAUCCGAAUCUACCACCAAGACCAGCAACAAGCCCGAGAAGCCGGACCACAACAAGAACAUGCUCCUCCCUCCUCAUACCCCACCCUAUCACACCGGCGCCAAGAAAGAGCCAGGGACCGAGGAUGAGGCCUGCGAGGAUGCCAUCGCUAGCGCUGGGAAGGGGUUUGGCGCAAAGACCGCCGUGAUACCAAGCAUCAGGGGCCUGGUGGAGCUUCUUAGUGGCAACGAAACGGAGAUGUUGCGUGUGGUAUUGCAAGUGGACACGGACGAGUGGUACGGCCUUGUGCAGGCAGUGGUCAAGAUACCUUAUUGCUUAAGGUAG